Messenger RNA from Chionomys nivalis (European snow vole), 3181 nucleotides. RefSeq names its product claudin 1 (gene Cldn1). Lineage: Eukaryota; Metazoa; Chordata; Mammalia; Rodentia; Cricetidae. Gene Ontology annotation, molecular function: structural molecule activity. The transcript is spliced from 4 exons. The record is from RefSeq and is a predicted model, not a curated record. Gene Ontology annotation, biological process: bicellular tight junction assembly; cell adhesion. The coding region runs from base 187 to 822 and encodes 211 amino acids. Gene Ontology annotation, cellular component: plasma membrane; bicellular tight junction.
GCUUCCAGACUCCGCGGCUGACCCGGACCAGAAGCCAGGAGCCUCGCCCUCCGCCGCACAGGGAGCAGGGGUCCUAGCAGUAACUUGUUCGCCGAGACCCCGCCACCUUCGCGAGCCCAGGGGCGCACCUUGCAAACUCUGCCUUCUGCACCUGCCACUGAACCCGCGCGAGCCUUGGACCGAGCCAUGGCCAAUGCGGGGCUGCAGCUGUUGGGCUUCAUCCUGGCUUCGCUGGGAUGGAUUGGCUCCAUCGUCAGCACUGCCCUACCCCAGUGGAAGAUUUACUCCUACGCUGGGGACAACAUUGUGACGGCUCAGGCCAUCUACGAGGGACUGUGGAUGUCCUGCGUUUCGCAAAGCACCGGACAGAUACAGUGCAAAGUCUUCGACUCCUUGCUGAAUCUGAACAGUACUUUGCAGGCGACCCGUGCCUUGAUGGUAAUCGGCAUCCUGCUGGGGCUGAUCGCCAUCUUCGUGUCCACCGUGGGCAUGAAGUGCAUGAAGUGUCUCGAGGACGACGAGGUGCAGAAGAUGUGGAUGGCUGUCAUUGGCGGCGGGAUCUUCCUCGUUUCAGGUCUGGCAACUUUAGUGGCCACAGCAUGGUAUGGAAACAGAAUUGUUCAGGAGUUCUAUGACCCCAUGACCCCCGUCAAUGCCAGGUAUGAAUUUGGCCAGGCCCUCUUCACUGGCUGGGCUGCUGCCUCCCUUUGCCUCCUGGGAGGUGCCCUACUUUCAUGCUCCUGUCCCCGGAAAACAACCUCUUACCCAACACCACGACCUUAUCCCAAGCCAACACCUUCUAGUGGGAAAGACUACGUGUGACAGAGGCAAAGGGAAGAGAUCCUGUCGGAACAAAUACAAAAUGGACAUUGAAACUAAUAUUGACAUUGAGGCCCUAAACUGUUAACUAUGGUUAUGUGAACUGUGGCAUAAGAAAAGGAAGCAUAUUUUUACAUCCCAGUGGCUAUGAGGGGCUUGGCUGUGCCUUACCAUCUUUCCUGAGUCCAGGAAGGAAGCCUUUUGCAUUUGAACUGCUGCUUCCCACUGAGUGAUCCUACUCAAAUGGGGAAGGGUGCUCCUUUAGUGUGUAUAAAUAUGUAUAUAUACAUAUUUUCUAUUAAAAAUAGACAGUUAAGAACCUCUUAUUUUCCUUAUACCAGUACCAGCAUACUGAAAAUGACUCUAGAGUAUAUACAAUUUCAUAUUGACUAAAUAAGCCUACUGAUGCAUUUUUCUUGUUCUCUGUGAACAUAUGUGAUCAGUCAAAUAUCUCCCCUUUGAUCAGCAGUUAGUAUCUUUGCAUAAGACCAAACUUCUUGUCGAAUCUGACUUCCUUUUCCAUGUUCCCAUGUGUAUUCUUUGCAACAACAUAUUUAAUUUUUUUAAGCUCUAACAAUGAUUGCUUUUUCUGCCUAGUACUUGGAGGUUUGUUUCUAGCUCCCAAAUCUAGUAGCGAAUUUCACAGCCCACACUUGAAGCUUAAAAUACGUACGAAUCACUUAACGCUUCCAUGUCUGGGCUGUGGGAGCAGAUCUGGACAGAUGCUGUUUUUCUGCUGAUCUUCCUUCACUGGCCUUGUACUUUGGUCUGGAGCCGUCUUGUUUGCUUUGAAAAUAUUUGUUUCACUGAGUGGCCGUACUGCGAACUCUGCUGUUGAAACAGUUUUAUUGAUUGCGUUUUCAGGUACUUAUUCUCCCUUCCAGAUCCUGCAAACUCUGUUCUUCUUCUUCUGCCCUCCUUGGCUAUCUUGGUUUCUCACAUAUAAUUAUCGUGUGGUUUAGCUCGUCUCUGAGAGGUGUGGUCUGUUUAUCUGCGCAAAGUGCUAGACUUGCAAGAGCGAUAAUAUGGUGACAGAUAUGCUCUCCUCUCCGUAACUGUGAGCAAUUUACUGUCUUUGUACCUCUUUUCCCAUCUGCCAAAUUGGGAUAAUUACACUUAACCAGCUGGUAGAGGUAAUGCGAGUAUUAAUUAGCUGAUAUGACUCUCAUUCUUUGAACAUGAAAUAUGCCUAAGUAGUGUUUUUCCUUGCUCAAUUAGCAGUUUCGAAGUCACCGAGGAAAAUCUACACACACGCCGUCACACUGCUCUGUAUCUUUUUUUUUUUUUUGUCAUGAGUCUACUUCCUCCCCUUCUGCUGUGCCUGGUCUCUUAGUGCUGUUUCACUUUGGCAAGCGCUCUUACUCUUCUAAUCUGUAGGAAAGGCCGGUCAGCAGAGCAGGAUGGCGUAAUAGAAAGGGUGUUGACAAUGACAUUUGGAGACCUGGAUUUGAGUCUCGGUGCUAUCACUUAAUGACUGACUCGGGCAAAGGCCCUUGGCUGCCCUAAAUGUAUUGCUACAUCUGUACAACGGGUUCAUUGACUCCUGCUGUGCCAGUGGCACAAGAUUCGCGAGGGGACACAUGCAAACACGGUUUUAUCAGGAGAAACAUGUGGCUCUGUAUUUGCUAAGGAAUUUAGGUUCACUGGUUUCAUGGUUAUUCUUCAAACAACUGGAAAGAGAAAAUUGUUAAUUGGGUUUCUUUCCUUCACAAGUCUCUCAAAUGAUGAGCUACUAAACUUCACUGAGUUAAACUGACCUUAAGCCUCUAAAACUCUUUGUGGUUUGAAACAGUGUCUGGGUCUGUGGCCCAAGCUGGCCAAGAACUCUGUGUCACCCAAAGAUCCUUGGGCAUCUGCUUCCCAGCUGUUGAAAUGACAGCUGCGAGCCCCAUCCCCCAUUACAUCUUUGUUCCGUCAGUCUGUGACUAAGCCAAUGAAAUGAAGGAACCUGGCAGUGUGGACACCAAAGAGGGAUGAGAUCCUCUUGGUGAAGCGAGCCUUGCAAAGUUGGAUGGAAGCUAGCAGUUCUGGGAGAGAGUAAGAACACUUCGUGGUAAAACCAGGCAGAGGAAGCUGUACAAAGGAUGGAGUCAUGUAGACUUGAAUUAUUUUAAGUUUUAUCAUAUUUCCAUGUGUAAAAGAAAUCAUACAAAGAUCUUUUAACAGAAUUAAGAUUCCUAAUGAUGGGUAAUGUAAAUGCAUACAAAUAACACUUGCCAAACCACACAGAGUUCUAUAUUCCAAAAUAAUCCCAUAGAAGUUUGAUGUCAGAACUUACCCAGUUUGGAUAUUUUUAUACCCUGCUACCAAACCUGGAAAGAGACCAAUUGAUAUUUGGGGAUUGCAGUGGGAAUUUGUACAA